GAAGAAAGAAAAAGCCGCGGAGAGAAUCAACAGCACUCUUUCAUCUCCUCUCAAAACUCUAUUCUCUUCUCUUGUUCCUUGAUGGAAAUUAAAGCAAGAUAGAAAAAAAAAAAAUUUGGAUGGAGGCCAUGUACGACCAUCCCACGGCGGAGCCGAUGUCACCGGAUGGUCUCUCCUCCGCCGAUGACCUCCACGGCCUCCUCGCUGCCGCCACCGGCUUGCCCAGAUACGCUGCCGCCGCUGAGAGAGAGGAGAUGAAAGCCAGGAUCGCUUCUCAUCCCACUUAUCCUCGCCUUCUCCAAGCUUAUAUAGACUGUCAAAAGGUUGGAGCACCACCGACGAUCGCAUCGUUGCUGGAUGAGAUCCAGAAGGAGAACGAGUCGUCGAGACGGGGAGGAGUGUCGAGUGUGGUGGGGGCGGAUCCCGAGCUGGAUGAGUUCAUGGAGACCUAUUGCGAGGUUUUGGUGAAGUAUCGAUCGGACUUAGCUCGGCCUUUUGAUGAGGCUACCACCUUUCUUAAUACCAUUGAGAUGCAGCUCUCUGACCUUUGCAAGCCCUCUUCCAGAACUAUCUCUGAUGAUGUCGCGGGGUCAUCUGAGGAAGAACAAAGUGGAGGAGAGGUAGAGAUUCAAGAAUCUCAUUUUAGAGGUGAAGAUAAGGAACUCAAGGACAAGCUUUUGCGCAAAUACAGUGGUUAUUUGAGUAGCUUGAGGGAAGAGUUCUCAAAGAAGAAAAAGAAAGGAAAGCUACCAAAGGAAGCGCGACAAAUAUUGUUAGAUUGGUGGACUGCUCACUAUAAAUGGCCAUAUCCAACUGAGGCAGAUAAAAUAUCACUAGCAGAGUCAACAGGGUUGGAUCAGAAGCAGAUAAAUAACUGGUUCAUAAACCAAAGAAAGCGGCAUUGGAAGCCUACAGAAAACAUGCAGUUUCGCCGUAAUGGACAGCCUCUCUACACCAUUUUAUUUGGAUGACUGAGGUUGCUGCAAGAUGGUGUGCAGAUGCAUGUACAUUGUCGGCAUGAGUAGCCUAGUCUGACAAUCUGACUCCCCCCAAGUCCAAUAUUUGAAAUUAGAUCGUGAUCGCCGAAAUCACAUAAAUAUAUAUGUGUACCAUGUUUAUUAAGUUUUCGUUCAUAAUUAAACUGGUCUUUUGCCUGUGGAGCUAUGGAGGCUGCAGUGAGGGAUGACAACAUAUAACCAGUUGCCAACCCUAUUUUGCUGUGUAAAUUCUUUAAGCAGACAAAAAAAAAUGUGAUAAACUUGUAUUAUUUAAUCUUGUUCCAGUUCACUAACUGAUUUGUCUCU
Dioscorea cayenensis subsp. rotundata (Guinea yam) is the source of this 1304-nucleotide messenger RNA. Its product is annotated as homeobox protein knotted-1-like 6. The transcript has 5 exons. Gene Ontology annotation, biological process: regulation of DNA-templated transcription. Lineage: Eukaryota; Viridiplantae; Streptophyta; Magnoliopsida; Dioscoreales; Dioscoreaceae. Bases 120 to 971 code for a protein of 283 amino acids. Gene Ontology annotation, cellular component: nucleus. Gene Ontology annotation, molecular function: DNA binding; DNA-binding transcription factor activity, RNA polymerase II-specific. The record is from RefSeq and is a predicted model, not a curated record.